Messenger RNA from Spinacia oleracea (spinach), 1574 nucleotides. Its product is annotated as ubiquinol oxidase 4, chloroplastic/chromoplastic. Gene Ontology annotation, cellular component: mitochondrion; thylakoid. Gene Ontology annotation, molecular function: alternative oxidase activity. The record is from RefSeq and is a predicted model, not a curated record. Gene Ontology annotation, biological process: carotenoid biosynthetic process; alternative respiration. The transcript has 9 exons. NCBI's taxonomy places the organism in Eukaryota, Viridiplantae, Streptophyta, Magnoliopsida, Caryophyllales, Amaranthaceae. Bases 181 to 1281 code for a protein of 366 amino acids.
AAACCGGAAAUCCGACAACGCCGCCAAAACCACCGUAAAAACGACGACAAUUGAAUAACCAUCAAUCAGAAACCACCGUCGUGGCAUCGUUUAGCGCCUUCUGUUUUUAUUAAAACGAAGAAAAAACUUUCCAUUUUUUUUCCAUCUAUCCCUCAAAAGAUCUUUCCGAGGAGAGAGUAAAUGGCGGCACUUCUCCCUCUUCCUUCAACUGCAGCAGCAACGGUGGUUAAGUCAUCUAGAAUUUCUGGAAAUUCCGCCAUUUUCAGCUCCUUGAUUCCUUUACGCCGCUUCAAUUCAUUCUCCUCCUUCAAUUCCACUCAUCCUUCUUCUCCUCGGUUGAUUUCUAGCAAGUUUAUUCAAUUCCGAGUCCAAGCAACAAUUUUGCAAGAUGAUAAGGAGAAAGUAGAAGUGGAGGAGUCAUUUCAACCAAAGACCUUAGCAGAUGACAAAGGGAAAGGAAACGGAGAAGCAAUGCCGUUGGGGGACUCAACAGAGUCAACACCCAAUGGUUUUGAGAGAUGGGUCAUCAAGGUAGAGCAGUCUAUCAAUAUCACCCUCACGGACUCAGUGAUAACUAUACUAGAUAGUUUGUAUCGUGACAGAAACUAUGCAAGGUUCUUUGUCCUGGAAACCGUUGCCAGAGUUCCAUAUUUUGCAUUUAUAUCUGUGCUGCAUUUGUAUGAGAGCUUUGGCUGGUGGAGAAGAGCUGAUUACUUGAAAGUCCAUUUUGCUGAGAGCUGGAACGAGAUGCACCAUCUUCUGAUCAUGGAGGAAUUAGGGGGAAAUGCUUUAUGGUUUGACCGUUUUCUUGCUCAGCAUAUUGCGGUCUUUUAUUAUUUUAUGACGGUUUUCAUGUAUGCAAUCAGUCCGAGAAUGGCUUAUCAUUUCUCUGAAUGUGUCGAAAAUCAUGCAUUUGAAACUUAUGACAAGUUUAUCAAGGCCCAAGGAGAUGAACUAAAAAAGCUGCCUGCACCGGAUGUGGCUGUGAAAUACUACACUGGAGGUGACUUGUACUUGUUCGAUGAAUUUCAAACCUCCAGAGUUCCCUGUACCCGUAGGCCAAUAAUAGAAAACUUGUAUGAUGUGUUCCUAAAUAUCAGAGAUGAUGAAGCUGAACAUUGCAAGACAAUGAAAGCUUGUCAGACUCAUGGGAACCUCCGCUCUCCUCACUCGUCUAUAGAAGAUAUUGAUGAUUCGGAAUGCGUUGUGUCUCAAGAUUGUGAAGGUGUAGUUGAUUGUAUAAAGAAAUCAGUUGCUACUUCUCCUGCAAAAAGUAAGUAAUACAUGACACAAGAUAAUAUACAUAUAAUCAUAUAUACCAGAAAUCAAUACAGUGGUAACUUAAUGCAAUAAAAAAGUAUAUUUUGUUGGAAAGGUUACUUGUAGAUGUAGCGAAGUGCUAUAGACUUUGCUGUUCCUACUUCUUACCCUGGAUGCUUACCUUUUGUAAAUACUAAAUAGCUGUUGCAGUUUUUGUAAUUAGGGUCGAAUCUAUAAAUGUUCAAACACACUAAGAAUGUUAAUAUGCUGCAGUUUUUAAUGAGAAGUUGACCAUAUUGUCAGUUAUGAGCUUA